Molecule: messenger RNA, 3423 nt
Organism: Arachis stenosperma
Lineage: Eukaryota; Viridiplantae; Streptophyta; Magnoliopsida; Fabales; Fabaceae
Product: putative pentatricopeptide repeat-containing protein At1g12700, mitochondrial
Exons: 6
Coding region: 1071-2621 (516 amino acids)
Molecular function (GO): protein binding
Source: RefSeq, a predicted model, not a curated record
AUCAUUAAAUUUCUUUUACAUUUCAAGUCUUGUCCUUAUCUUUUUGUUCACAAAAUAGGAUUUUUGGUGCACAUUUAGAAACUAGUACUCAUAGAAAGGAAUAGAUUUUGCUCCCAAAAUUUAGAUAUCGAACUAAUUCAGAUUUACUAAAAAUCUGCAUAACAGUAAAUAAGAGUAAAAGUUCUUAUGUUAUAAAGAAAAUAUCAAUAGAAACUUGUAAUGUAAUAGAGCAAAAGUCUCUGGUAGGUUACUCCAGACAAAUUUAUUGGAUGAUAAAACCCGAAGGAGUAUGACAUAAAAAAGUAAAAACCAUUGUUCUCACCCUAGUGGAUACACUACAUUUUUCAUUUUACGACACUCCUAAACUUUAGGGUAUAAUUGAGUCUUCUCUUAGAGCUGGCAACCCACAGAGUACGAUAGGGUUUGGACUUUAUCGUAAUUUUACUAGCGAGUUGAAAACUUUUUUAAAAUUCUACCAUAUCCUACCUGCGGGUUGAGAAUCUCUCAAUCCUAACCCUAACCGCACCCUAAAGUUCUAAAUCCUAUUUUACCCGAUUCUACCCACAAAAAAAUAAAAAAUUUUUAAACAAACAUAAAAUUCAACCAUUCCAAAUUUCAUACAUAUUAAUAAAAUAGAAAAUAAAAAACUAAGUUCAAAUUAAAAUUAAAAACAAUAAAAUCUUAAAAAAAUCCAACAUAAAAUUAAAAAUAAUAUGAUCAUCAAUUAGUUUAGUGGUUAUUUCAAAUUUUUACAAAAAGAAGAUUGUGAGUUCAAUAGUCACUUUUUUCACUAUAUACAUAAUUUUUACAUAUAUAUUAUAUAAUAUAUUAAGGGUGCGGCUAAGAUAAGAUAGAGUAUAUAUUGAACCCGUACCCUACCCUAUCCGCAGGCAAAUUCGCACUGUACCCUACCCUACCCGAAACGGGUCGAGUAGACAACCCUACCCGAAUGGGUUGGUCCGGAUUGAGUACCCGCGGUAGGGUAUAUAUUGCCAGCCCUAUUUUCUCACUCUCGUAGGUGAAAACACACUGCAUUUCCUUUUACGUUACUCCUCUUGGUUGCAAAAAUAAUGUUUUCAUUGUUCUCAUCCUCACCAGUCAAAUUAAGGUAUGCUCUUCAAAUGCCAAAGCUCUUUCCUUAUUCUGUUCCCCAUUCCACUCUCCGUCUUUGCUUCCCUUCAACAUCAUCCCUACACUCUCACUCUCAUCCCCAAUCACUUGAUGAAGCUGUUGAUUCCUUCACUCGCAUGCUCUCUAUGCGUCCUCCUCCAUCCAUCAUCCAAUUCACCAAGAUUUUGGGAUCUCUUGCCAAGACCAACCAUUUCCCCACCGCCAUUUCCCUUUUUCAGCAAUUGCAAGCCAGGGGAAUCACUCCCAACUUAUUUACUUUGAGCAUAGUAAUUAAUUGUUGUUGCGGCAUGGGUCGUAUGGCGCUUGCUUUCUCUGUACUGGCCAAGGUUUUUAGGAUGGGUUUUCAGCCUGAUACGGUAACAUUGAAUACACUCAUUAAAGGUCUCUGUCUCGGUGGUAAGGUUGAAAAAGCACUGCACCUUCACGAGAGAAUGCUGGAUCAAGGGUUUCGGUUUAAUGAAGUCACUUACGGGACCUUAAUCAAUGGACUCUGUAAGACCGGACACACAGCAGCUGCUAUUCAAGUGUUGAGAAAGAUCCCACUGUAUGGGAUUGUUCCUAAUGUCGUAAUGUACAGCUCAAUUAUUGAUAGUCUGUGCAAGGAUACACUUGUAAGUGAGGCUAUUCAUUUAUACCUUGAAAUGCUUGCUAAGGGAAUUUCUCCCGACGUUAUCACUUACACUACUAUAGUUGAUGGAUUGUGCCUUGUGGGUCAACUUAAGGAAGCCAUUGAUUUACUAAAUCAUAUGAUGCUGAAAAACAUUAUUCCAAAUGUUUGUACCUAUAGUACUUUGAUUGAUGGACUAUGUAAGAAAGGAAGAAUCAAAGAUGCUGAGAAUGUGUUUGCUAUUAUGAUAAAAAAAGGUGUGAAACCAGAAGUGGUUAUUUAUAAUAGUUUAAUGGAUGGAUAUUGUUUGGUUAAUGAGGUAGAUAAGGCAAAAUAUGUAUUCAGCACAAUGGCUCAAAGUAGAGUGUCUCCUGAUGUUUGGAGUUACAAUAUCAUGAUCAAUGGGUUGUGCAAAAGUAAAAUGGUUGAUGACGCCUUGAAUAUCUUUGAAGACAUGUGUUGCAAGAACCUGUUUCCUGAUCUGGUAACUUACAAUACCCUAAUUGAUGGCUUGGCAAAAUCAAGGAGAAUCGAUGAUGCUUUGGAGCUUCUUCAAAAGAUGCACGAUGAAGGUCAUCAUCCGGCUGAUCUAGUCACUUUCAACACUCUUAUAGAUGGCCUGUGCAAAAAUGGAAGAAUUAAGGAUGCAAAAGAGAUUUUUGAACAUCUUUCCACUAAAGUCUAUAAUCUAGACACUUGGACAUAUAAUAUUAUGAUUGGUGCAUUUUGCAAAGAGGGCCUCCUUGAUGAAGCAUUGUCAUACUUGUCAAAAAUGAAAGACAAUGGUUGCUUGCCAGAUGUUGUGACUUAUGGAAUAACCAUCAGUGCUUUACUUGAAAAAGGUGGCCAUAGCUCUAGUUGCUUUAAUCCUGCAAAUGCCUGAGAGGAUAAGUUGAGGGAGAGAGAACGGGAGCUCCGAAAAGGAAGGAAAGAGAAGAGCAUGAAAUGGAAAGGGUGUGGGUGAAAAUCCAAAGAAAGGAGGCAAUCACUUUUUUUUAAGCUUUACUUGUGGAGACAAUCAAAGACCCUUUGGUAUCACUUUCAUUCUAUAUUUGGUACCAUAAACUCUUCCACUAAUGGUACCUGAACUUAACAUGUGGACUUGGAGAUGUUGUUGGUUCCUUACCAAAGACUUUGGCUCAGCAUGGACAUAGAGUUAUGGUUGUAGCACCUUGAUAUGGUAAUUAUACCGAAGGACAAGAUAUGGGAGUAUAGAAAAGAAACAAAGUAGAUGGUCAGGACAUGGAAUUAUUAUAUUUCCAGGCUUAUACUGACGGUGUUGAUUUUGUUUUUAUUGACAAUCUAAUACUUAGCCAUAUAGAGAAUAACAUAUAUGGUGAAAACCGAGUGGCACCAUGGAUGGAAUCUAAGCAUAAGCUAGAAAAGGAUCGUCAAGGACGUGCAACUAAUCCUAAUCUAGAUCUAGCUGACACUGAAAAGAUCUUUCGGUAACAUAUCAAGAUGCUUUAGGAAGUAAGUGACUAUGAACUAUUUUGUGUGGGUUUUUCUUAGAAGUUAAGGCUCUCCGCAGUUUUUUGGUUUGUAAAAGAGUGUGCUUAUUGUAUGAAUCAGUAACAAUAUAUGCAGUAGUUGCAUCUUCAAUUUCAUGAUUUCCUUUUUAAUUUUCUGUUUUUACACAUUCAAACUUUUAUAUUAUAAUAUGGAAUUUUGUUAUUGCUGUUAAA